UGCCUGAUUGGGCAUUUGAAGCUAUUGGUCAAGAAACAAGGGGCACAAGACAAGAUGUUGUUGCAUACCAUCCAGGACUUUACCUGAGUACCAAGAACUCCAUGCAAUUUGUUGUAACAGUGAGGCUAGAGAACUUUAUUCAAAGAAACUUGCCAAGUUUAUUGGAAAGCAUCCCAAAUCAAAAUGGGUUGCAUUUGAAAGUUUCUAAAUACACUGAGUAA
Molecule: messenger RNA, 221 nt
Organism: Sphenostylis stenocarpa
Lineage: Eukaryota; Viridiplantae; Streptophyta; Magnoliopsida; Fabales; Fabaceae
Source: the annotation of a GenBank genome assembly